Trematomus bernacchii (emerald rockcod) is the source of this 9498-nucleotide messenger RNA. RefSeq names its product A-kinase anchor protein 13 (gene akap13a). The record is from RefSeq and is a predicted model, not a curated record. Gene Ontology annotation, cellular component: membrane; actin cytoskeleton. Gene Ontology annotation, biological process: positive regulation of canonical NF-kappaB signal transduction; adrenergic receptor signaling pathway; regulation of Rho protein signal transduction. Gene Ontology annotation, molecular function: guanyl-nucleotide exchange factor activity; MAP kinase scaffold activity. Lineage: Eukaryota; Metazoa; Chordata; Actinopteri; Perciformes; Nototheniidae.
AAUCAUGAGAACACCAUGAACGGAAACAGCGUUCGACCACAACACAAGGUGUCCAGGGACAUGAAACUCAAUCCACAGCAAGCUCCUCUCUAUGGGCGUUGUGUCAUCACGGUUCAGCUCGCUGAUGAAGAGCUGGCUGAGGAUGAGGAUGGCGUGGAUUACUUCCUGCUGUUCGCUGGCAGCACACAGAGACACUUGACCAGCACCCUAAGGAGCAGCCAUGACACCCUGCAGGCGCUGUGUCCCGCCCACGACUGCUGCGAGGCGGUGUUUGUCACUCUGUGUUCAGCGAGCCGCGGCCCCCCCGAGGAUCUGAACCCGGGUCAUGUGACUCCGCUGGGCGAACAUCGAUUCAGCUUCGUCCAGGAUUUGGCUUUUGACAUGGCCCAGUUCCUGGUGAGCACCGCGGGGCGCUCUGACGGCCUCGAUGGCGCUCUGCUGCUGGACGAGUGUCAGAUUCCCCUGCAGGAGUGUGAGCGUCUGGACGAGAGCCUGGAGCUGGCUCUGCACCACCUCCUCCUGCCGCCAGGGUGGAGCUUACUGGGCAACAAACUCUCCAACAGCACUGACCUGGAUCCUCAGGAGACUCUGCUCCACUUCUCCGCUCGUCGGGGUCUUUAUCGGGUCACACACUUCCUUCUGCAGCAACCUGGAGCGAGAGAAGCUCUGCGAUUGGUCAACAGACAAGGCCACACCCCCUCCGCUGUUGCAGAGCUGAGAGGAAACGAACGCCUCGUCGAGCUCCUCACACAGGCUGAGACGGACAGAGACACUGAGAGCGUCCAGCCGGUGUGUACGGACGCACGGGUAGUCUGCCACCUCCCCAGGCUGAACACACAUACCCUGACGCUAAGGAUACACCCCGGCCUCGACCCCCCGACCCUCCAGAGGAGUGUGGAGCAGCUGCUGCACCUGAAACACCAUCUCAAGGGGGUUUCUGUACUGGAGCUGCACUUUGAUUCUCUGCACACAGCAGCUGAAUGUUGUGAUGGUGUGGAGGAGAUAACCUGUCAGGAGCGACUACAGCUGUCGGAGAGCUCGGAUACAACAAGCUGGGUGGGAAACUGCUCCGUGGAAAGCAGCAGCAGUGUUGAUUGUGGACAUGGUGAGACUGGGAGUGCAGAGAGAGACUUGUGUUUGUCUCUGAGCGCUCCAACGUCAGACACAAGGCCUCAGGAGCAUGGCCUCGGGCCCCGGGUGUGUCUCCGUUCAAACACUGGGAGAGAUUACUGCCAAACGGAGCAGGAGGGAAGAGGGCAGCCUGUGGUUCCCACCCAGAGUUUGAGCAGUGAAGCAGCAGCAGAAGAGGAAAGCCUCACUGUGGGAAUCUGUCUACCACCAACUGAAGGCAGUGAUAAACAGGCGGAGGAAACUGAUAAAGACGAGGCUGUGAUCUGGGAAGGACAGGAGGUCAAGGAGGGAAAGGACAGAUCAGAGCAGGAAGCCGAGGAAAGCACAGUUAGAAAGAGGGAGGAGGACACGGAGUCAACAGAUCCGAUAACGCCCUGUGGAGACGUAAAAACCUCAAUCAUGGGCCAGUCGCCGUCGUCACAGGGCUCUGAGGUUUCUGACGCCUCUGACUCUGAAAUUAAAGAGUGCUGUGAGGAAGGAGGGACUAAUGGGGAAGUCUCUUUAGAGCAGGAAGGGUUAACAGAGCUUGUAUCCGACCCCAGUCCAACACUGAUAGACGGCGCUGAUGUAAUCAAGGAGCCUCAAUCUGCUCUCUCGAUAGAAGGCCUCCACGAGGGGGAACCUCCACCAGACAUAAACAGCCGGGAACAAAACCAGGAAACAGCUGGUAGGGAUUACGCUUCAGAGCAGCAGCAGGCAACAGAAACUGGUUGUCAUUCUGGGAGUGUAACGGCCAGCGAAGGAGAGGUCGACGAUGAAGCAGAACCUUCUGGAUGCAGCGCUGAAAGUUUGUCAAUGGACGAUCCUGAGGACACCGCUAAUUGCGUGGCUCCUGCUAACUCCAUGGAGGAUAUAAGAGCUGAUCCAUCACCUGAUCUCAUCCCCAGCUCCAGUGAUACACACGCUGAUCAAGAUCCAGAGAUGAGCCAUGGCAUCUCCAGCGAUGACGAUGAUGGUAGUUUCCGAUCAGUGGGAAGCUCCACAACGGAUAUAUUCCACCCGUCUCAGGAUAAUGCUAGUGUGGCGGAUCAGGACGCAGGUCAAAGUAAUGUAGAAGAUGUUUCCUCAACAGGAUUAAAGAUGGAGGAGGAUUCCAAUGAUUCAAGAGAAGGUGAAAGCAAUGGACCAAGCGUGGUUGAGACGGACACUUUGACAUUAACGGACUGCAGCCACACUGAGCCAGAAUCACAACUUUUACCCAACUUCGAGACAAAAGAGGCGUUGAAUCCUGAGGAAAACGUCGAGGAACUUACUGCAGAACUUUCCAUGGAUCUAUUAUUGUCUGAAAGUGCAGACGCUCCGAUGACGGUAGAUGACGCCGAACCUGAAGAGGCCACAAACUCUGAUGCAAAAUGCGCAGUCUCUGCAUUGGAUUCAGAGGACACCAGCAGUGUUUUAUUUGAAGCUAGUGCAUCUCCUGCAGAAGAAAGCGAAGCAAUUAGCUCCCUUGAACAUCAGUCAAAUGACACCAGUGAUGAAUCUGCAGCUGGAAAGAGUGGAGACGUGCAAUCGGGGCAACCCAAACAGGAUAAUUCAGAGAUGACAGCGGAUGAAAGGUCACCUGAUGAGAGAUUAAGGCACUCAGAGGAUCAGAUCAAUGCGUCUUUAUCCAAUGGUGUCACUCCGCUGAGCAAUGAAGCAUCCGGCGGACCUGAUGCUGAGAACGAGACGACUGGAAAUCCUGAGACUCUCGACUCAUUGGACGGAGAACCACAAAGGCCCAGCGGUGCACUUCAAGAGGGGGAAGUCAUCGUGUCUGAAGAAGCUGUUGUUGCUGCAGGAGAGGAAGAUGAUGUUCGCUCAGAGGAAGCACACAGCUCCACGAUCCACCGAGACAGAGAGGCGUCGUUUCAUCAGCCGUGCAACACUCAACUCUCAGGUUCCUCCCAGCCCUCAGAGUUCCCCAGUCUCCCCAGUAGAACCAGCAGCUUUCCCUCCAGCGCUCUCAGAGACUCGGGCAGCGACAUCGAGAGCCUCCUGAGCGCAGAGCCGGGAUACGACAGCGUCUUCAGAAAGAGCGAUGACCCAGUGACGGGGGGAGACAGCACCAGCGAGGUUUCCGUCUCCGUCUCCUGCUCCUCCACCGACGAGACCAGCUCCAGCCUCGAGGGAAACCAGGGCCUGGAGUGCAGCUGGAGCCCAGAGGAGAGCAUCAAAUCUGGGGCUCCAGGAGGAGGAGGAGGAGGAGAGGCUGAGGAAGAAGCCAAAGACAGAGUGACGGAGGUGCCGCGGCGCUCCAGUAUUCUGAGGAACAGUAUCCGCUCUCUGUCUCCGCUCCGACGCCACAGCUGGGGACCGGGGAAGAACAACGGAGGAGACGCCGAGAUGAACCACAGGAGCUACAGCCUGGAGGGUCUCAGCGGGAUCCAGGAGGAUCUGAGGGGCCCGGUCACAGCUCAGAGGCCCCUCAGAGUCCUGGAGCCCUCGAGGAGACAAGAUUACCGGGGAUCACUGGUGUCUCUGAGCGAGAUCCAGGAGGAGCAGAGGAAAUCGAGGCGCUAUCGGCCCCUGAGGAACAGCUGUCCCCCGAUGGCCCUCCCUCUCACCAAGUCUGUGUCCAUGCUGGCCAUCAGCCAGAGAGACCUCGAUGGUAUGAGGUCGUUUUCCAGCGCCUCUGGGUCACUAGCAUACAGUAUAUCAGAGGAGGAGCCCGGCCCUCUGCGCAGUGACGUUGAUGGAAAGAGUACGACGAAAGUCAGCCGGACCUUCAGCUACCUCAAGAACAAGAUGUACAAGAAGACCAGGGAGAAGGAGAAGAAGGAGAAAGAUAAGGAUGGGAAGGAGAAGGAGAAGAAGGCGAUAAACGGACAUCUCUUCUCCCCGCUGACCCCAGGUCAGGGUCAGUGCUUCCAGUGCAGCAAAGCCUUCAACAGCAAGGAGGCCUUCCUCUGCUCACAUUGUAACGCCUCGGUCCAUAAGAGUUGCAGGGACUCACUUCCAGUUUGUGCGAAGGUGAAGAUGAAGCAGUUCUCAGUUCCAGACUCCGUCCCCUUCCCCACGGUCACCAUGAGGAACAAAACUGGUGGGACGAGGGAGCGUCCGUGGUCGGCCAUCAUGUCUCCGGAGGACCACUCCUCCUCCUCCUCCUCCCUCGGGCUGUCGUCACGGAGACACACCAGCAUCAUGGGUUUCCAUGGCAACAAUCUGUCCAAGAGUCUGUCCAUUAGCAACAUUGCCGGUCCGGUGUUUGACGACAUUCCCAUCCGAGGCCUGCGGUAUCUCUCCCAGUCCACUGACUCUCUGAACAGAACCAACCAGGUCACUGAGUCCAUGGAGUCGCUCACUGACGAAGGGACGGAGAUGAUGGACGGACAGCUGAUGGGGGAGUUCGAGGCGGAGGCCAGAGAGAUGGAGGCGGACUCCUGGAGUCUGUGUGCAGAGCAGGAGUAUCUGCAGCAGCUGGACAAAGAGCUGGUGAAGAAACAGGACGUCAUCUACGAGCUGAUGCAGACGGAGUUGCAUCACAUCCGCACGCUGCGCAUCCUGUCGGAGGUGUACAGACACGGGCUGCAGAAGGAGCUGACGCUGGAGCUGCAGACGGUGGAGAGGCUGUUCCCCGUGCUGGACGAGCUGCUGGAGCUCCACACGCAGCACCUCCUGCGCCUCCUGGAGAGGAAGAGGGAGAGCCAGCUGCAGGCGGGGGCACGGGGGGGGAGAGCCAUCCACCGGAUAGGAGACCUCCUGCUGGGACAGUUCUCAGGAAGCAACGGGGAGAGCAUGAAGAGGGUUUACGGACGAUUCUGCAGCCGCCACAACGAAGCUGUGAACCUUUACAAAGAACUGCUGACCAAAGACAAACGCUUCAAAGCCUGCAUCAAAAAAAAGAUGAGUAGCAGCAUUGUGCGGAGGCUUGGUAUCCCAGAAUGCAUCCUGCUGGUGACCCAGAGGAUAACGAAGUACCCGGUGCUGAUUCAGAGGAUGCUGCAGCACACGAGAGAGAGCGAGGAGGACCACGAGGACCUCUCUCUAGCGGUGCGCGUGGUGAAGGAAGUGAUUGCGGCCGUGGACAGCAAGGUGAACGACCACGAGAAGAGAAAGCGUCUGAAGGACUUCCACGGACGCAUGGACUCUAAGUCCAUCAUGAUGAUGAAGAGUGGGCAGAUCUUCGCCAGAGAGGACCUGCUGAGGCGGAGGCUGGUGCACGACGGGGGGCUGCAGCUGAAGAACGUCCAGGGGAGGCUGAAGGAUGUCCACGCUCUGCUGCUAUCGGACGUCUUCGUCUUCCUCCAGGAGAAAGACCAGAAAUACAUCUUCUCCAUGCUGGACCAGCGCUCCACGGUGAUCUCCCUCCAGAAGCUGAUCGUGAGGGAAGUUGCUAACGAGGAGCGCGGCCUCUUCCUCAUCACGGCGGGCAUCGAGAAGCCGGAGAUGAUGGAGGUGCUGGCCGGAUCCAAGGAGGAGCGAAACACCUGGAUGCAGCUCAUCCAGGAGGCCAUGCAGUCCAUGGAGAAGGACGAGGACGAAGGGAUUCCCAGCGAGACCGAAGACGACAAGAGACAACAGGAAACAAAAAACAAGGAGAUGAGAGCGCUGUUGCGGCAGAAGGACAGUGAGAUCAUGUCUCUGCUGGAGGAGAAGGUCUCUCUCUUCAGGGGGAUGUGGGAGGGUCCGGGCCCCGCAGAGCAGCCCUUCUUCAGGUCGGCCUGCAGCCUGGAGCCCCCCCGAGGGGCGGCCAUCAUGAAGGACGCCCUGCAGGAGGUGGAGACGUUACAGGGGCUGGUGAACGGCAGCCUGGGGGGGGCGAUGGCCAGCGUGCAGGAGGGCGGAGGCUCUGGAGGAUCUGUGAGUUUACCUCGACGAGCGGAGACUUUCGGAGGCUUCGACAGCCACCAGAUGCACAGCAGCAAGAGUGGAGACGGGGACGACAGCGAGGAUUCGGCGGGGGAUUUACGCCGGACGGAGUCUGACAGCGUUUUGAAGAAGGGAGGAAACGCCAACCUGCUGCUGCUGCUGAAGAAGAACAGUGAGUCGGUCCUGAACAGUGUCUCCAACCUGCACCUGCUGCUCAGCACUCUGCAGGCGGUGGUGGUGCAGCAGGACAGCUUAAUGGAGGACCAGCGUUUGGCCCUCAGCUCUUCCUCCUCCUCUUCGUCGCGCCCCCCCCCCCCGGCCUGGGGCUCUCUGAUCGAACAGGAGAAGCAGCGCAGUCUGGAGAAACAGAGACAGGAAGUGAGCGCCCUGCAGAGGCAGCAGAACGCCCACAGUGAGGAGAAGAGGAGGAGAGAGAGGGAGUGGGAGAGGAGGGAGGAGCAGCUGCUGGAGAGGGAGGGGCUUCUGCACGGACAGGAGGAGGAGGUGCAGCAGCAGGAGCAGCAGCUGCAGGAGGAGAGGAAGGGUCUUCAGAGCAGGAAGGAGGAGUACCAGAGAGACCUGGAGAGGCUGAGGGACGCCCAGAGGAAGCUGGAGAGAGACCGAGAGGCCGUGCAGAGGCAGAUCCAGAAGAUGGAGGAGGUCACACUGUCGGAGAGGACGCCCUCCACAGCGUCGGAUGACUCCCAGUCUCUGGAGCCGGACCCCCAGCCGGACCCCCCCCCCCGCUCCAGACCCAGAGGGAAGGGCCUGAACCCGUUCAGCUCGUCCAGCCUGAAGGGCAACGAGGCCAACAAGCAGAAGAGCCUCCUGACGCUGAGCAAGAACAAGGACAAGGACAAGAAGAAGAAGAAAGGCAAAGGGGGGGGUCCGCAGGCGGCAGACCCUCAGCACCUCCCCGAGCCUCCUCUGGACGGAGAGAUCUUCUUCUGCUGAGAGACAUUCUUCCUCUUCUUCCUCCUCCUCUUCCUCUUCUUCAUCAUCAUCAUCCAUCCCUUUCAGAAGAAUGUGUUUCCGCAGAGUACAAAUACAGGCAUAAUGCUGCUGCUCCACCAGGCUUUACGGCACCUUCUAAAUCUAAUAUGUUUCCCCCCGAAUCAUAACGUAGUGAACAUUCUACUUUUCUGCCAAGAGAAAUAAGUGUUUUCUUGUGUUUUGAAAUCCACUGCUUUUAGUUUCUGCAAAAAGUCACAUAUUGUGGGGAUUUGUUAUGAGGGGAUUAAUUUAUACUUGGAACACAUGAAUUAAGCAACACAGAAAAGCAUUGUUGGGUAUUCUGCUCCACAAAACCCAAAACAAACGGUUUCCUUUGCACACACACCAAUUUCAACACACACACACCAAUUUCAACACACACACACCUACAGGCUGUUAUGUUCACUUACAGAGUGUUUUCCAACGUGACUGAGCGCUGCCACAGACGUCACCAAACACCGCUUGGAUGGAUAUACGAUUCCCAACAAGCUUGUGAAAUGCUUCUAAUCCUCCCUUAUUGACAAUUAAUAGAAGAAACCACAGAAGAACGUCUGCCUGGCAACAUGUCUACUCACCAUUUAAAGCAGAUUUGACUAAUUCUGCCUCCAGUUAGUGAGACAAAUGCAGUUUAAAUACCUCCAGUAGUCCUCUAUUAAGAUUUAAUAGCAUCGAUCUUUCUAUUGCUCUGAAUAAUGGAUAUCUUCAGAUGUGUCUCUUUCUGCAGACGUACAGUAAUGAGAGGAUUGAGACGUAUCUCCCAGCAUCUAAUGGCUCAAUUCAUACCCUUCAGCGUGCUUCAGAGGAUACGAGCCUGAUCCUCUGCGUUAUCUUCCUCCAAUGGGCUUUUAUGUCGUUGACGAGCGGGGCUUCCCUUCAUGUUUUAAUUGCAUGUAUCUGUGCAGGUAGCAUACUGAUCGCUCGUGUCUGCUCACCUCACUCUCACUUCUCAUAACAGACUGAAUGUGCACACGUUUUAAAAGGAGAUUGUUUAUUUAACGACAAAGCAGAGAGAACGAGAAGCUAAGAACACCAAAUGAUGCUACGUGUUCAAAACAUUUCAAAUGAAUCAACACUCGAGAUGUUGUGAAGCACUUUGGUCCUAAUAUGUUUUAUUUUAUUUCUUAUCAGCGAUCAAUCAUCUUUGUAUUCUGAUUUAAUCGAGGGCACUGACGCUCGUGAAAAGCCACACGGAUCCAAAAGAGAAAGAUGCUUCGGGUCCUUUUGUUAACGUUGAAAUUAAAGUAAAGACCAGUAGCUUUGAGGCAAAGUUUCCGAUACGACCUGUCUUAAUUCUUAAGCUUGAUUUAAGCCCAGAUGUAGGCACUGCCUGCUGGACAGGUAGGACGUUCAAAUAAAGGUCCUUUUCCCGGUGAUUCACAGAGCAGCGCCACGACUCCUGCCGCCUCUUUUGUCUCGUGUUUUUACUGCUUGUUUGUUAACUCGCUGUCUUUGUUGAGCAUUUGACUUCAUGUCCACGCUGGUUUAUUACAGUGUGUCUUCUUAAGAGGCUCAAAGGGCCGGCCAAGUAGCUGCUUCAUGGCUUUUGUUUAUGGCUUUGGUGUAAUACUGUCCAAGAAACAGAGGAAUGGGCUCCUUUUGUUGGUGUGCUCUGUACGGCGGCCGACAAGUGCGCUGCAACGAAAGAAACAUUUUACAUUUUCAGAAACGAUGCGAAUACAAAUAGAUAAAUGUGCCAAAACACAUGCCGUUGAAGAAACAUCUUCGCCAACUUAAGUUUGGUUUCUGCAGCUUUUAGGAAACACUGCGCAUGUUUCCUCAAGUUGCUGAAUGUUUUCUAAAUGCUGCAUGUGUUGUCAAGUUGCUGAAGAUGUGUUUUGGAACAUUUGUGUUUUUAUAUUUGCAUCCUUUCUGAAGCUGCAGCACGUUUCUCCUCAUUGGAAAUGUUUGUACCUUUCGGGCCACCGUAGUUUUGACCACUAGGAAGCACUGCACCUAUGACUAAAUCAAACAACUAGAAAGCAUGAAACUAUUUUGUUAUUUUUGUUGACAUUUCCCCGUGCUGUGAGAACAUGUUUCUCAUCAGGUCAUCGACACACGGAGAUAAUGAGACGAGCGGUGGCUCUCCCACUCUGUGACAAUUUCCCACAGCGCUUGUAAGCGACUGGCAGAACAAAUAAGUUGUCAGAGAUUGUAAUUGGUUAUUCAGUGAAUCCAGUCAUCAGCAGCUUUAAUGUGGAGAAAGGAAAGCCACAGGACAAUCAGACGACCCCCCCCCCCCCCUCCCUCCCUGCGUAGCCUUAAAUCUUGAUGAUAAAAUGCAAUGCACUAGCGAGAGGAGAGCUUUUAUACCUCUUGCUUUGAGACGACGAAGGAAAUGUUCGUACUGUAAAAGUGGUACAUGAUGGUUUCAUUCCCAACAAAUGUAAAAAAAAUAAAAAAGAAGGGCAAAUGUGUAAAUAUGAUUUAUGUAUAAAACAAAUCAAAUGUAAAAAAAAAAGGUUUCAUUUGUGAUCUAUUGCAACAUUUUGUAAGAAUGUUUUAUUUAUGUUUUAUUCUCGCCCUUAAUGGUGGGGGGAUGUAAAGUCAUUUUGCUCUGGUAAUAAAAAAAAAUCAUAAUGGACA